CUCCUACCUACUCUCACUCCUUGCAAGAAGUUAUAAGCGAGAAGAGUAGAAGACCUUCGAAGAUAAGAUUUUGCGAGAGAAAAUCAUCCGAGAGUCAUGUCGCCACCCAAACAAUACCCCUCAAUAACAGCAUGUAGCGGCUCCAUCUAUCAGUCAAUAGCGGCUGAUCUCGAUGGCACGCUUCUCGUUUCCAGUAGUUCCUUCCCCUACUUCAUGCUCGUGGCUGUCGAAGCUGGAAGUCUCUUCCGUGGUCUCAUGUUGCUUCUGUCUCUACCUCUCGUGAUCAUCUCCUAUUUCUUUAUAUCUGAGGCCAUCGGGAUCCAAAUCCUAAUAUUCAUAUCCUUCGCUGGCCUCAAGAUCCGUGACAUCGAGCUGGCUUCCCGCGCUGUUUUGCCUAGGUUUUAUGCUGCGGAUGUGAGGAAGGAUAGCUAUGAGGUAUUUGACAGGUGCAAGAGGAAGGUGGUGGUGACGGCAAAUCCGACUAUUAUGGUGGAGCCAUUUGUGAAAGAUUUUCUUGGAGGAGACAAGGUUUUGGGUACGGAGAUCGAAGUAAACCCUAAAACUAAGAGGGCCACCGGAUUCGUAAAGAAGCCUGGCGUUUUGGUAGGCAAAUGGAAGAAGUUGGCCAUUUUGAAGGAGUUUGGAGAGGAAGCACCGGAUCUUGGGAUUGGAGACCGCAAGACCGAUCAUGAUUUCAUGUCAAUUUGCAAGGAGGGCUACAUGGUUCAUCGUAGCAAAUCAGCAACUCCGGUGUCACUGGAUCGCCUCAAAAGUCGUAUAAUUUUCCAUGACGGCCGCUUCGUCCAGCGACCAGACCCUCUCAACGCCCUUAUUGCCUAUCUUUGGCUGCCGUUUGGAUUCAUCCUCUCCAUCAUUCGCGUAUACUUCAAUCUCCCACUUCCAGAACGCAUCGUUCGCUACACAUACGAGAUGCUCGGCAUUCACCUGGUGAUCCGCGGGACACCACCUCCUGCCCCAUCGCCUGGAACCCCAGGGAACCUCUACGUGUGCAACCACCGCACAGCUUUGGAUCCUAUAGUUAUUGCAAUAGCACUCGGACGCAAAGUUUCGUGUGUAACAUACAGCGUAAGCCGCCUCUCGAGGUUCCUAUCACCAAUCCCAGCCAUUGCUUUGACCCGUGAUCGUGCAGCUGAUGCAGCUCGCAUCUCAGAGCUACUCCAAAAGGGUGAUCUGGUAGUUUGCCCAGAGGGGACCACGUGUCGCGAGCCAUUCUUGUUGCGAUUCAGUGCAUUGUUUGCAGAAAUGAGCGAUAGGAUCGUGCCCGUGGCUGUCAACUGCAAGCAAAACAUGUUCUAUGGCACUACCGUACGCGGUGUCAAAUUUUGGGACCCUUAUUUCUUCUUCAUGAACCCAAGGCCAACCUAUGAGUUGACAUUCCUGGAUCGCUUGCCGGAAGAGAUGAGCGUGAAGGCCGGAGGGAAAUCGUCGAUCGAGGUGGCUAAUUAUGUGCAAAAGGUGUUGGGUGAUGUGUUAAGGUUUGAGUGCACUGGAUUAACUAGGAAGGAUAAGUACAUGUUGCUUGGAGGAAACGAUGGCAAAGUGGAGUCAAUGUACAACUCCAAAAAAUAAUCGAUUGGUUUGCCACUCAUAGAUUUUAUAAGGAUGUGUUUCUGAGCUUGUGAGUAUUUUGUAUAAAUGAAUUUCAUAGAAAUUUUAUGAAAUUCGUUUAUAAAUAUCAAAAUUUUAGUAUUUAAUUUAAAUGAAAUUUUAUUUAUAAUUUUUAA
This is a messenger RNA of Hevea brasiliensis (rubber tree), 1745 nucleotides long. RefSeq names its product probable glycerol-3-phosphate acyltransferase 8. Gene Ontology annotation, biological process: cutin biosynthetic process. The transcript has 3 exons. The record is from RefSeq and is a predicted model, not a curated record. Gene Ontology annotation, molecular function: glycerol-3-phosphate 2-O-acyltransferase activity; phosphatase activity. The coding region runs from base 97 to 1590 and encodes 497 amino acids. Gene Ontology annotation, cellular component: membrane. Lineage: Eukaryota; Viridiplantae; Streptophyta; Magnoliopsida; Malpighiales; Euphorbiaceae.